Messenger RNA from Thermothielavioides terrestris NRRL 8126, 1807 nucleotides. RefSeq names its product glycoside hydrolase family 18 protein. The transcript has 3 exons. Gene Ontology annotation, biological process: carbohydrate metabolic process; chitin catabolic process. NCBI's taxonomy places the organism in Eukaryota, Fungi, Ascomycota, Sordariomycetes, Sordariales, Chaetomiaceae. Gene Ontology annotation, cellular component: extracellular region. Gene Ontology annotation, molecular function: chitinase activity; chitin binding. Bases 342 to 1541 code for a protein of 399 amino acids. The record is from RefSeq and is a predicted model, not a curated record.
CUGCUGCUGUGUCGUCACCAUUCCUGAGCUUGUGCCCUGUUGCAGAGACCAACCUACGAAGAGGAAAAAAGAAAAAGAAGAAGGAAAAAAAGGAAGUGAAUGGAUAGCAUGAGGAUGGGAGCAGCCAGGAAUCAAAUCUAAGUUUGGGAAACACAUAACUAAAGAGAUGCAAGUUCUUGUCCUGCUGCCUGCCAAUCACCAGGUAACUAACUGAGGUGAUCAUCUCUCCUUCCCGCUUGAUGUCUCCCCUUCCACAACUCACAACCUUGCUGAGCUGCCGCAAAUUCAUUGCCGCUCACUCACCCCACGCCCAGCCUUCAGAAUACUGCCGUACCGGGAAGAUGGCAUCCAUACGAUUUUUCUGGUCACUUCUUUUUUGGUCACUUCUUUUUCUCUGCUUUUAUUCCUCGGUCGCUGAGGCCGUGAACUUGACGUCGGAGCGGGAAAUGCGCUCCAUCAUGUACUUCACCGGCCAGCACCCAGUUGCGCCCCCCAUAGACCAACUUCGGCAUGUGACCCACGUGGCUGUGGCUUUCAUGAGCCCAGGCAUCUUCAACGAGCCCGGUCGAACGGAGUGGCCGUUGUUCACGUCGGUCGACGAUGUCCGGGCCAAGUUUCCCAAGGGGACCAAGGUCAUGGUCGCCAUCGGCGGCUGGGGAGACACGGCUGGUUUCUCCGCGGCCGCACUGACCGACGAGACGAGGAAGACGUUCGCCGAGAACGUGGCCAACAUGGUCACGACCACGGGCGCGGAUGGCAUCGACGUUGACUGGGAGUAUCCGGGUGGCAACGGCGAAGACUACAAGCAGGUGCCCAACUCGGCGAAAGCCUGGGAGAUCAAUGCCUACCCGCUCCUGCUGGCCGAACUGAGAGCCACCCUCGGCCCGGACAAGAUCAUUUCUGCUGCGGUACCCGGCCUGAAGCGCGACAUGCUGGCCUUCACGCGCGAGACCGUGCCCCGUAUCAUGCGCCACGUCGAUUUCCUGAACGUCAUGACAUAUGACCUCAUGAACCGCCGUGACACGGUCACCAAGCAUCACACCGGCGUCGAGCUCAGUCUUGAGGCUGUCGACGCGUAUGUUGCAGCUGGGGCGGCUCCGCAGAAUCUCAACCUCGGGUUCGCCUUUUACGUCAAGUACUUCAAGACGGCGCAUGAUGCUUGCGCACGCGCGUCCCCCGUGGGCUGUCCCACGCUGCUUCUUGAGGACCCCAAGACGGGGGCGGACUUGGGCCGCAGCGGCAGCUUCUCCUGGCACGACUCGGUCCCCGAACAUGUGGCCGAGUCCUUCUCGAGGGCGCUGGAGCACGGCGUGUACGACGACCAGCAGGGCGGGUAUUACUACUGGGACUCCCUGGAGGACCUCUGGUGGACAUUUGACACGCCCGACGCCAUCAGGCGCAAGUUCCCCUUGAUCCUGGCCAAAAGGCGCUUGGGGGGCGUGUUUGCUUGGGGCUUGGGUGAAGACGCGCCCUUGUUCAAGCAUCUUGCCGCGCUGAACGACGGCCUCGAGGAACUCCUCAAGGCCAGGGACGAGCUAUAGGCCCAGAUCGCAGUGCUUCUACAAGCAUGGAGCAAGUCUAAGCAAAGUGAUGUCAUGUUCUUUCAGUCUGAAUUCUCACGGCAAAUGGCACACUAUAGCAGCCAGGAAUGUGCCUGCGGCCCUCCGUGCUGCUCACAUCGAGGUUCUGUAGCUUCGUCCGAGGCGGAGUGGUCAAUCGGCGGGAGGGGCUGCUUCAAGUAGGUUUCUUCCUUUAGAUUUUCCCCUUGUUUUCAAAACACUUGUCUCCGGAGUUUGACUGAUUGAUU